Anoplophora glabripennis (Asian longhorned beetle) is the source of this 3500-nucleotide messenger RNA. It is a transcript of the gene RpIII128, whose product is annotated as DNA-directed RNA polymerase III subunit RPC2. Bases 61 to 3450 code for a protein of 1129 amino acids. Gene Ontology annotation, molecular function: DNA-directed RNA polymerase activity; DNA binding; ribonucleoside binding. Gene Ontology annotation, biological process: DNA-templated transcription. Gene Ontology annotation, cellular component: RNA polymerase III complex. The transcript is spliced from 16 exons. NCBI's taxonomy places the organism in Eukaryota, Metazoa, Arthropoda, Insecta, Coleoptera, Cerambycidae. The record is from RefSeq and is a predicted model, not a curated record.
UCUAGCUCAACCAUAACCAGUUGCAAAAUUUGUAGUAAUAGGAACCGGUCUAAUUUCAAAAUGCCUGAAGAAUCAAAUUUAAAUAUUUUUGGUGAUCCAAAAUAUUAUCACAAACCUAUAAAAGAAAUAGAGGAAAAAUCAAAACUUGUUCCUGCAUUUUUGAAAAUUAAAGGACUAGUUAAGCAACAUAUAGAUUCAUUUAAUUAUUUUAUUAAUGUGGAUAUAAAGAAAAUUGUUGAAGCUAAUAAUAAAGUUACCUGUGACGCAGACCCUUUGUUUUAUAUAAAAUAUACAAAUGUCCAUGUGGGUACCCCAGAUGUCGACGAAGGUUUUAAUAUUAGCAAACCCACAACACCUCAUGAAUGUCGGCUACGAGACAUAACUUAUUCUGCUCCUAUAUCUGUUGACAUUGAAUAUACGAGAGGUUCACAAAGGGUGUCUAAGACUGGUUUACUCAUUGGAAGGAUGCCAAUUAUGUUAAGAUCCUCUAACUGUGUUUUAAGUAAUAAAUCGGAAUAUGAAUUGGCAAAGAUGAACGAAUGUCCUCUAGAUCCUGGAGGUUACUUUGUUGUGAAAGGGCAAGAAAAAGUCAUCUUAAUUCAAGAACAACUUUCUAAGAAUAGAAUGAUUGUUGAGGAAGCCAAAUUUGGAAUUCAAUGUCAGGUCACUAGUUCUACCCAUGAAAAGAAAUCGAGGACCAAUGUUUUUGUAAAGGGUAACAAGUAUUUUAUGGGCCACAACACCUUCUCAGAUCCUAUUCCGGUGUCAGUUAUUUUUAAAGCAUUGGAUGUAAUCAGUGACAGAGAAAUUUGUGAACUGAUUGGUAUACCAGACAUACAUAAAUUAACACCAACUCUGGAGGAAUGUCAUAAUUUAAAAAUAUAUACCCAAGAAUCUGCUUUAAGAUAUCUAGGAACAAAAUUGGUAGCAAAACGCUACGUAACAACUGCAUCCAAAAUGAAAUCUCCUAUGGAUGAGGCCAGAGAUCUGUUGGCUACAACUGUUUUAGCUCACGUACCAGUUGAACAAUAUAAUUUUAGAUUGAAGGCUAUUUACUUGGGCCUCAUGGUGAAAAGGGUCAUUGAAGCGCAAAAUGAUAAGAAGUUUCUCGAUGAUAGAGAUUAUUAUGGGAACAAGAGACUGGAGUUGGCAGGAUCUCUGAUUUCACUAAUGUUUGAAGAUGUGUUUAAAAGAUUUAACUGGGAAUUGAAAGCCAUUGCCGAAAAAACAAUACCAAAAAUAAGAGCAACUCAGUUUGAUGUGGUGAAAUACAUGAGAUCAGAUUUAAUUACAAAUUGUUUAGUUUUUGCCAUAUCCACAGGAAACUGGACCAUUAAACGUUUCAGAAUGGAAAGGCUAGGAGUAACCCAAGUGCUUUCAAGAUUAAGUUUCAUCUCGGCUUUAGGUAUGAUGACAAGAGUGAACUCUCAGUUUGAAAAAACCAGAAAAGUUUCUGGGCCGAGAUCGUUGCAACCAAGCCAGUGGGGAAUGUUAUGUCCUAGCGAUACUCCAGAAGGAGAGGCUUGUGGUUUAGUAAAAAAUCUAGCCUUAAUGACACAUAUAACAACUGAAGUUGAUGAAUACCCUUUAACAAGGUUAGCAAAUAAUGCUGGAGUUCAAGAUAUCAAUAUGAUAGCAAGUUUGUCGAUACAUUCUCCAUCAACAUUUAUCGUUUUUCUUAACGGUAAUAUUUUAGGUGUCACAAGGAACUAUAAAAAAUUAAUAAAUGUGUUUCGUAUGAUGCGAAGGAAAGGCUAUAUUUCUGGUUACGUUUCCAUAUAUCCAAGCUAUUUGCAUAGGUGUGUUUAUAUUAGCUCCGAUGGAGGAAGACUGUGCAGACCUUAUAUCGUCGUGGAAAAUGGACAACCGUUGGUUACAAAAAAACACAUUCUUGAAUUAGAAAAAGGAGUGAGAGGGUUUGAAGACUUUUUACAUGAUGGACUAAUCGAGUUUCUGGAUGUCAAUGAAGAAAAUGACAGUUUCAUAGCUUGCUAUGAAAAGGAUAUAACUUUAGAAACAACUCAUUUGGAAAUUGCAACAUUUACACUAUUGGGAGUAUGUGCAGGACUAGUACCGUACCCACAUCAUAACCAGUCACCUAGGAACACGUAUCAAUGUGCUAUGGGGAAGCAAGCUAUGGGUACGAUUGGCUACAAUCAGAGAAACAGAAUGGAUACUUUAUUGUAUAACUUGGUGUACCCUCAAGCACCAAUGGUAAAAACCAAAACAAUAGAACUUAUCAAUUUCGACAAGCUCCCGGCAGGUCAGAAUGCCAUCAUAGCUGUAAUGAGUUACAGCGGUUAUGAUAUAGAAGACGCCUUAAUUUUAAAUAAAGCUUCCAUAGAUAGGGGUUUUGGGAGGUGUUUGGUAUAUAAAAAUUCUAAAUGCAUUAUGAAGCGAUAUGCUAAUCAAACAUUCGACAGAAUCCAGGGUCCCAUGAUCGAUAGUAUAACUAAUCAACCCAUGUGGAAGCAUUCUCGGUUGGAUAACGAUGGGAUUGUGGCUCCAGGAGAAUUAAUUGAAAAUAGACAGGUUUUGGUUAACAAAUCAGUACCGAUUAUAUCGGCGGUUCCUGGCAGCCCAAAUACAUCGGUGGAAUACAAAGACACCCCUAUUACUUAUCGUAAUAAUGAACCUAGUUACAUUGAAAAAGUUUUAAUUAGCACAAAUGAAGAAGACACUACCCUUAUAAAAAUUUUGUUGCGCCAGACUAGACGUCCUGAAAUCGGCGACAAAUUUAGUUCCAGGCAUGGGCAAAAGGGUGUUGUAGGACUUGUCGUCGAACAAGAAGACAUGCCAUUUAAUGAAAGCGGAAUUUGUCCAGAUAUUAUAAUGAAUCCUCACGGUUACCCUUCUCGAAUGACUGUCGGGAAGUUGAUAGAAUUGUUAGCUGGUAAAGCUGGGCUUUUUGAAGGGAAAUUUCAUUACGGGACAGCAUUUGGUGGUUCUAAAGUCCAAGAUGUAAGUGAAGAACUGAUUAAACAUGGUUUUAAUUAUCAGGGUAAAGAUGUUUUUUAUUCUGGAAUAACAGGAGAACCUCUAGAAGCAUAUAUUUAUUCUGGUCCAGUUUAUUAUCAGAAAUUGAAGCACAUGGUUCAGGAUAAAAUCCAUGCAAGGGGCCGAGGUCCUAGAGCAGUUUUAACCAGACAGCCUACAGAAGGUAGAAGUAGGGAUGGAGGUCUUAGAUUAGGGGAAAUGGAAAGAGACUGUCUUAUAGGUUAUGGUGCCAGUAUGAUGUUGGUAGAACGUCUGAUGGUUUCGAGUGACCAGUGCGAAGUAGACGUUUGUAAUAAAUGUGGACGAUUAGGAUACUGUGGCUGGUGCAAUAGCUGUAAGAGUUCCGGUCAGGUUUCCAGCAUAACAAUGCCAUAUGCUUGUAAACUACUGUUGACCGAGUUGCAGGCAAUGAAUAUUACAGCUAGAUUGACCCUGAAUCAUUAUUGCCAAUAGUUUUAAGUACUAAAUAUUUCCUGUAUACAUUUUUAUAUUAAUUAUAAAUU